Messenger RNA from Clunio marinus, 485 nucleotides. The record is from the annotation of a GenBank genome assembly. NCBI's taxonomy places the organism in Eukaryota, Metazoa, Arthropoda, Insecta, Diptera, Chironomidae.
GACACAUUUGUUUUCGACAACUCGAUGUAAACACGGCAAUCGGCGAAUUUUAUCCAAAGUAGAAAUAAGAGAUGUCCAAGAGAAUUCUUGUAACUGGAGGGUCUGGCUUGAUUGGUGGUGCAAUAAAAGAAGUUAUAUCUUUGGAGAAAUCACUUGAAGAAGAAUGGAUUUUCUGUAAUUCUAAAGAUGCAAAUUUGUGUGAUUACGACGAAACAAAGAAAUUGUUUGAGAAGCAUUGUCCAACCCAUGUUAUUCAUCUUGCUGCUAAAGUUGGAGGACUGUUCCAUAACAUGAGUGACAAUCUGGGAUUUUUCCGUUCAAAUAUGCAAAUGAAUGACAAUAUUUUAGCUUUAAGUCACGAGUUUAAAGUUGAGAAAGUGAUUUCAUGUCUAUCAACUUGCAUAUUCCCAGACAAAACAACAUAUCCGAUUGAUGAAACAAUGGUAUACAAUUAUUUUCUAUCAUUAGAAUAUACCUAUUUAUGA